UCUUGCGUCUCCAUCUUCCUUUCCAAGACUUGGAAGCUUCGUAGUUGUCGCAGGCAAUGGAAACCCCAUCAUCCACGGGAAGGAACACAAGAUCUCAGGCCGCCGCCGAAUGCACUGUCGCAAGCAAGCAAGAGGAGUCGCACUCGAGAUCGAGAAACGGAGAGGAACGGGCGGGGCUUAUUGACGUCACCAACGACUCGCCCGUCGUCGGGCUCGCCGCUGGGCGGCUACUGGUGGAGAAGACGGCCUCGUCGUCGUCGGUCGAGAGCCGGGUUCCAGCGAGUAGGACCCCCGUGUCGGGCGAGGAGGUGCUCCGUGGCCAGGUGCGGACGCUGCUGCAGAAGGUUGAGGAAGACGCUGAGCUUGUCGAUAAGCUGCCAGUGGGGCAUCCGACGCCGCUGUUCUCCUCCAUCUUGGACCUCGCUAGAUCUCCGAUGCGGCUUCUCGCCCCGACGCCGGCCAAUACGCCGCAGAUACCCGACCUGACCGGCUCGAAGGAAGGCUUUGCUUCCGUGGGGUUCGCAUCGCCUUGUGUUUGUCCAGAACAAGACGACCAUCUAAAGUUCGUUCAGGUUGUGGCGGCUUUCCGCGCAGAGGAACGCCUCGGUCCUCAAGAACUCCUCAUCAACCGGACGCUGACGUUCGACUCCCCUGAGAAAUCGGGCGACGAGGAGGAGGAGGAGUUGGAUGGCUUGUGCGACGGUCUGAAGAAGAUGCGGGUGCAGGAUGUGAAGCAUAGAUUGGCUGAAUUCACAGGGAAGCACACGAGGUUCAUCUACAAUAGCGACGACGAGAUCGAAGGAGAAGAGGAAGUGAUGGCUGCUUCGCCGAACGUGUUGGUGUUGAAGGGGCUGCCUACGCCGGAGGGGAAGCACCUCCGCUUCCAGGAGGAAGACGAAGAAGACUAAGCUCGAAUCUGCCAUAAUUGGACAGAGAACGGGUGCAAUUUCUAUCGGAUAGCAUCAUCUAUUCAAGAAACAGAGAACGCUUUAUAUGUUCUUUACUAUAUCUAAAAUUCUAUCAAUUAGAUUUUUAAUAAAGUUUACAAAUUAAUUAA
This is a messenger RNA of Musa acuminata AAA Group (dessert banana), 1057 nucleotides long. RefSeq lists its product as uncharacterized. NCBI's taxonomy places the organism in Eukaryota, Viridiplantae, Streptophyta, Magnoliopsida, Zingiberales, Musaceae. The record is from RefSeq and is a predicted model, not a curated record. The coding region runs from base 57 to 908 and encodes 283 amino acids. The transcript is spliced from 2 exons.